Molecule: messenger RNA, 7108 nt
Organism: Anopheles funestus (African malaria mosquito)
Lineage: Eukaryota; Metazoa; Arthropoda; Insecta; Diptera; Culicidae
Gene: flz
Product: serine protease filzig
Exons: 8
Coding region: 2158-6357 (1399 amino acids)
Biological process (GO): proteolysis
Molecular function (GO): serine-type endopeptidase activity
Source: RefSeq, a predicted model, not a curated record
UUUCUUUCAAAAGGAGUCCGACUAACGAAGGGUACAUCUAUUCAAAGCCAAUUUAAAGCUGUUGACCAUUGAGCUUCAAAACAAAUCUUCAGACACCAAACACGCGUCCGCCUUUCUUCUGAGUGACGUUUCACAUCACUCACGUGGAAUAAUUUCAACCACAAGUGCUUUUCUAAUUUAUCUCUCUUGACAAGGGAUAGCUUCUUGGGACACCGGUCCGAAGCAGAGCAAAACUAGAAGUGGCCAUACGCGCUUUCGUCUACGUACCGCCACCACGACGUUCGCAAAUAAAAACAUCGCCAAGAUGCUCUUAAUAAUCCUUACGGAGGCAUCUUCAAUCUGUCGAUCGGUGCAAGCGAUGCGGCAAGUACCAGCAACAAACCCGAUCUAGACAAAAAGCCAAGCGAAGAGAGAUGCCACAAUGCGCACUCGGUGAAGGUGCUUGCAGAAUCAUCUGACGGCUAGCUUUAGGAGCAAACCAGCGCCACCAUAACACAGCUGAGAGGUGCUGAGAGGGAGAGUCCGCUUAGAUACUUUCUUCCCGCAGCAUAAAGCAUUCGGUUGCUGCUUACAGCACCGAUCGGUCAAUGAUGUUUCAAUUUCUCGAGAGGCUAUCCGAUGGGCAACUUCGGAGAAUAUCCAAAUUGACUCAGCAUCUGAAGAAGCAACUUCCCCGCAACAUCGCGGCGAAUAAAGAUGGUAGGAAACGGAGCAGAUAGGAAUUCCAGCAGGUGCGAGCGAAACACGACAAAGGCGUGCGUGAGCAUAGCGGAGCUUUCUCUCGGCUGCUUCGAGUUCUAUUAUAUAUGUUGCACGACCGCGGGCACUAUUUCCUAGUAGACCCGAGACGACGCAACACCACGGCCACGGCCCCGAGUAGCGCGACGUCGCCGAACGCAACGCCAGGAAUCCGUGCCGCAGCAAGAUCGAACCGCCGGAGAAAGCGAUCUGCACCAGAGUGUGUGAUAGGAAGGUGGAAUGGUAAAGAGUGCUAGAGAGAAUCACUGAGAGAUAUAAAGUGUGCGAAGGAGAGCUGCAUAUGGCGAGUGUGCGCCAUUCGCUGUAGCGGGACAGAGCGCACGAAGCAGCUGAAAGAAGCGGUAAAAAGAAAGCGUCUGCACUCCGGCACGAUCGUGACCAAACUGGGACCUCCGAACGGUGCCGAUCCGGUGAAGCGCGGUCAAUUCCGACGCAAGACGCAUACGAGCAAGACCGUCUUCGCAGCAGCACCGGAACGUGCGUCGCGAGUGCUACUUUCUUUUUCGCGGCAUUUGCGCAAAAAACGAACGUGUCGAUAGUUGUGCGGUGAAGAACGCAACGGAAAGCCCAACACAAAGUGCGCGUAGUGAACGCGUGCCAUUUGUUUGUCCGUCCCGUGUGUUUGUUCUGUUUUGCUUUGUUUUUUGUUUUUGGUGUGUUAUUUUCUUGUGCCUUUCGGAUAUACGGAUACGGACGUGGUGACGAACAGCAGCAUUAGUGAGAGCUUGCAGAAUUGUUACAGCUCCUAGUGGAAAGAACACAACGCUGGUGCAGGCAACGAACCCUCCGUUCUUCACUAUCUUAAGCAAUAAAGGAACUUUAACGCGUUCCACCGUUAAGGGAAAGUUCAAGGUUCUCUUUCCUUGGAAUCUCGGGUGAAAGUGACCGACGGGCAGAGGCGAACGUGCUACGACUUACACACGCACACGCCCACGGCCACGACGAAACCCAUCCGGAUGCAAUCCAGGAAACCGGGAGCAUUACAGUACAGCCACGUUCAAAGUCCGGGAUCGCUCUAAGUGCUCGCGAGCCAGCAGAAUAAUCAACCCCGAAAACCGGAUCUGAGACGUUACGUCUUAUCGUACGAUCGGAAACGUGUGUUCGAAGGGCGCGCAACAGACCUACCGCUGUCAAUUAGCUGACAGGAGGGUGUGAUUACUGUCGGCAGAAUCGAAAAAGAACCUCCCUCAAAAAAAAGGCUCGAGGUGUAGAAAUCGUACCGAGACCGAUGUGGAAUCAUCAUUAGCCUCAGAUAUUCGUCCUGUCACCCGCUGCGUGUGUUUGUGUGUUUUAUACGGUUUUGUUCUACACAUUUGCCCGGCCCGGUACCAGUGUCAGUGACUGUGUGUUGAUAACUCAUCUUGCGCCCUUCAACAAUUGCCUCGUAUAGGGAAGGCAAUGGCGACCGUACACCAUCGGCAAGGGGCCAACGCCUGGAUGCUGCCACUCAUGGUAGCAAUCUUGGCUGGCAUCACACUGCUGACCGCGUCCGUAAAUGGGUUAAGUUCAACAGGUGAAAGAGAAAGUCGAAAACUUUUCGGUGGGUACCGAAUUACGCCAAAGUUCUGCAAUGCUACGCGGUCGCUACAGAAACGUGAGCCGGAACGACGUGGUCCAACGAUCUGCAUGUUCAAUCAUGAAUGUUUCCAGCGGCAGGGUGAAGUUGUGGGUGCCUGCAUGGAUGGGUUUCUGUUUGGGACCUGCUGCGAACUACCCCUUACCAAGGACACAAUUGCCACCGGUUCCCUGAUGGAGCAAAUCAACACCACCGAACAGACAGCCCAAUCGUCGCUGAGUUCUGCUAUUGCCAGCCAAUACGAAAAGUUCGGCAGCCAGAUUUCGAGCGGUGGAUAUGGUGAAGGUGUGAUACAUAUGGAGCAAGACCCGCCAAAGCCAGAUUCGCUGGAAACGGACACGAGUGGAGGUUAUACGGCGAGUAGUGAAAAAAUAAAGCCACUGUUCACCAAAAUCCAGAACAACAAUUACAUCGUAAAUGACGAUCUGGACGAGGACAUCGUGCUAAACAGUAUCAGCGCUAACAAGUACGAUGUGGCCAGUGAUGCGGUGUCGGUGUAUUCACCCUCCACCAACAAGAUAAAAACGGAAAGCGAUGAGUUACCGUCAUCAUCGCUCGGAUACCCGUCCACAACGGAAUCGGAUGAAACGCACUACGUGCAGGUCAACAAGGAUAAUGUCUACAGUGCGGAGAUCCCUUCGCUGCUGAGCGCGUACGGUGAAACCAGCUCGAGCGAAACGAGCGGUACCGGUGCGUCUGCCAUAUCGAUGGAAACGAGCACCGACAUCACGGCCACCGGUGUGCAGCAAAUUGCCAAUCAAAUCUUCCAGGAGAACAGCCAGUUCUUUGAUCACAGUGAUAUCACACAUCCUGCUGCCGAAACGGAUCUCCUGAACGAACAUGGCGCAGUGGACCAGAGCUACGCAAACCCGAAUGACUUUUCCGGCGUACCACAGGCUUCCCAAGCUGUGCCGCAGCCAUCCGCACCUACGGUAAAACCUGUCAAGGUGACCUAUCCGAAGCCACAGUUUAAACCACGCCCGAAACCAACGCAACCGAGUUCGAAUGAAUCGGGAAGCGGUGGCCAGUACGUGCUGGUGCAAACAAUCUCGAACGACACUAAAAACGACACGCAAGCAAAACCGACCGUCUCAAUGAACAACAUACCGUCGAUCGAGUCGAUCAUUCUUAUGCUAAACGAUUCGAAUGUUGGACCACAGUACGAAACUGACGAAACUGCCAAUGCGACGAAACCUUCGUUUGAGGCUUCUACCGUUCCGUCCACCUACGGUACGGCUUCGAUCGAUUACGACAAGUACGGACCGACCAGCUUCUAUAUUACAAAGCCCCAGAAAACGGAAGCACCGACGGUUACUCACACCACCAGCAAUGUCCCAUCCACGAGCUACGUCUACAGCCCGAAACCCACCAAGCGGCCAACGUUAGCUCCGGUUGUAGUACAGGCCACACUCUUGACGAACAGUGCCGUCUCUUAUGGAGGAUCUUCUUCUCCACAAAGUGAAUCUCAGACCUCUUCGACGCAUCGACCACCGCCCACAAAGAUCAUAGUGUCUUCGAGUACUUCCAAGCGACCCGUACUCAUCACCACCGACACACUAGCUAGCAGUGGAUACUAUACUGGUCCGACCAGGCCUGGGUCCACUGUAGCCAUAUCUUCAGUACAACCAACGAAGAAGAUCACAACGAUCGCUACCAAACGGCCAAUCGCAACCACGAUCAAGCUGCCAGAAUACAUCGUCCAAUCGUCGACACUGUCCCACCAGAACCCAUCCACACUGGCCAACGUUAACUACAUUCAGAUUGCAAGUGCGUCCGAUAAUCCUUCACCGACGGUACACAUCACACCGAAGCCUGUAGUUGGGCUUGUUACGUCUUCUACGUGGAACAACAACAAGCUGGGCUCAUCGGUAGCACCAAGUAGUUCUCGACCAGGAUUCUACGAAAACACCCCACCCGUCUAUAUGUCUUCGAUUGCCGACUUCGAAGAUGAGGGCUACUUUGGAUCGACUAGCCGUCCGGCCUUAGACAACACUGUUACGUCCACCGCCAUCUACACACUAGUGGACAACAACAACAAUAAGAUCAGUAACUUUGCGUCCUCCACAUACGCUCCUUAUGGUCCGACAGCUUCGUAUGGUUCCACACCGUCGUACCCGGCUGCAAACCGUAUCCCACCGAACCAACCAAGCAUGCAAACUUACGGACCACCGGCUCCUGUGGAGGUAUCCACACUCAAGAACGAACUCUAUACGACACCGGAUGACAUCAACAACUUCCCGCCAGUGCGUAAUCCUAACCUUAAUCUUACCGAUCCUACCACCAUGUCGAACAUUACGAAGAUCGAGAGCGGUCUAUACGGUACACCGGCCAGCGAAGAGGACAAGGUGAACAUGCUGGUUAACAAGAUUGUGCAAACAUUCAACGGUAAUUUUGAGGAACUUGAACAGAUUCUGAAGGAGCGUAAAAACCUCACAAUCACCAGUACAGCGGGAUCUCUGGGCGCAACUACUGCGGUGGCUCCCUCAUCCGUUUCAUCCACCAGUGAAGGAUCUGCUCCUACCUCCAGCACAACUCCGAAACCGAAAAAGAAGAAGAAGCGUCCAAGUGGAAACCGAAAGCCUGCCAACGGAACUACCUCUAGCUCCGGUACCGCAACGAAGAAACCAACCGCUAAACCUACAGCACUUGCUGACACUGGCGUCACUAAUGCAACUUCCGUUAAACCAUCGUCUCGUCCUUCGAAGAAACCAACCAAGGUACGACGACCGAGCAACUCCACCAAACCAACGACCGGUUCCAAGCCUACGUCUGUGACCACGCUCACUAAACCGAUCGCCAGCGAUACACCAUCGAAACCGGCUAAACCGUCCAGCACGAAACCUAAACCAUCGACAUCCGCCAGCAGUAGUAGUACGUCGGCCGGUUCACGUCCGAAGCCUUCCACGUCACCGAAACCAUCGUCUGGCGGCAGUACGACCAAGAAACCGGUUCGCGCAUCCACUACCAAGCGACCAACGCGUAAACCCAGCACCCGGCCCACCCUAGCCGAUGCCGACCUCACCACAACGCAGCUGACGACGACGCGCAAACCUACCAAAGUCACGAAGCGCCCCACCAAACGCCCAUCCUCGACGACGACCACAACCACCGCCCCGCCGGAAGACGAAACGAUCGACGAGGAGGAAAACGCCGUGGACGGUGAGGACGAUGAGGAGGACGAGGACGAGGACGUUGGUGAGGAGACGAACGAGACGGUGGACCAGCAGCAGUCGGGAGGAAGAAAGAUUCUUUGUGGCCAACGGCCAUUGAUGAAGAGUGGACGCGUGGUAGGCGGUAAGGCAUCGAAGUUUGGCGAAUGGCCUUGGCAGGUGCUUGUACGCGAAUCGACCUGGCUCGGACUGUUCACCAAGAACAAGUGCGGUGGUGUGCUGAUUACGAACGAAUACGUCAUCACUGCUGCUCACUGCCAGCCUGGCUUCCUUGCCUCGCUGGUGGCCGUGUUCGGAGAGUUCGAUAUCUCAAGCGACCUAGAAACGAAGCGUUCCGUCACGAAGAACGUAAAACGUGUCAUCGUUCACCGACAGUACGAUGCAGCCACCUUUGAGAACGAUCUGGCCAUCCUGGAGCUCGAGAAUCCCAUCCAUUACGACGUUCAUAUAGUGCCAAUCUGUAUGCCAGGCGAUGAGGCCGACUUUACCGGACGCAUGGCAACCGUUACGGGCUGGGGCCGGCUAACCUACGGUGGCGGUGUACCCUCCGUCCUGCAGGAAGUUCAGGUGCCGGUCAUCGAGAACAGCGUCUGUCAGGAGAUGUUCCACAUGGCCGGACACAACAAAAAGAUCCUACCAUCGUUCGUCUGUGCCGGUUACGCAAACGGCAAGCGAGAUUCCUGCGAGGGUGACAGUGGAGGUCCAUUGGUGCUGCAGCGUCCCGAUGGCCGGUACGAGCUGGUCGGUACCGUGUCCCACGGUAUUCGGUGUGCUGCCCCCUAUCUACCCGGUGUCUACAUGCGAACGACCUUCUACAAACCCUGGCUACGAAGCGUUACUGGUGUGAAAUAACAUCCCCCAACUAGCCACCCACAGGAAUGGGCGUAUCGACGGACGGCAAGAGCAUGGUGCUAGUGUGCAAUGUACAUCACUGGCAAGAUUCUAUGCACCUUUGGAUAUACUUGUGUGUGUGUAUACGUGUGCAUGAUCGUGUAUGUAUGUGUGUUUAUCUGUGUAUGUAUGCAAAAGGAAGAUCUACCAAGACUCCACGUGUGAACGUUUGCAGCUGUUCUGUUUGUGGUGUAUGUGUGCCCGCUGUUAUGUAUGUAUUUGAGUACGGGAUUUAUGCUACGAGAAAUUUAAAAGAAAAAAAGCUCAUAAAAACCACCCCCCAACUCGGAAGCAUCCCGUGUACGGUUGAGUGUGUGCGAGAGCUCGUGACGGUUAGGCUAGUGUGUAACACGUAGCAGAAAGAUUAGGUUUAACCUGCAAUUUCACAUUAAGUACCGGAAAUGCAACAAAACGAUAGCACACACUGUAGUGGUCCAUCGGUCCGUUUGCAAUGGACGCGUUGCACAAAAUGGUUUCAAUGCGCUAAAACCGGGGCAGCAUACAUCUGCUAUAUGUAGUACAUAGGUAUGAAGCGUAUGCGCUAUGCAAAAAAAAGGUGAAAGGAAACAAAUUGCAUUCAUAGAGAUGUUAGGGGAUGUGAUUCGGUGAGUCAUUGUUAAGAGUAAUUUAUAUUAAUUUAUUAAACAUUGUUGUUAGUGGUUCAAACUAUUUAUUAAUGGAUAUAUUUAUUUCGGGGCACUGUGUAGACAGG